Molecule: messenger RNA, 7752 nt
Organism: Corythoichthys intestinalis (scribbled pipefish)
Lineage: Eukaryota; Metazoa; Chordata; Actinopteri; Syngnathiformes; Syngnathidae
Product: myc-associated zinc finger protein-like
Exons: 9
Coding region: 388-1560 (390 amino acids)
Biological process (GO): regulation of transcription by RNA polymerase II
Cellular component (GO): nucleus
Molecular function (GO): RNA polymerase II cis-regulatory region sequence-specific DNA binding; DNA-binding transcription factor activity, RNA polymerase II-specific
Source: RefSeq, a predicted model, not a curated record
AGUGACCUGAUAUCAACAGGAAACGUCCCCGAUAUGUCCCCAAAUAGAUAGGAAUUGACCUGAUAGAUAUGUUUACCACAACAAAGCCCCAUCGUAAUUUCUCCAGAAAUUGCCGUUUCUAGUUAUAUAUUAGGCCGACGGGAAGAAUCGCUGCGCACCGCCCUUUAAGACGGGUCCGAGGCUCGGUCCUUGAUGAAAAAAACAGAAAGAAAAAAAAAGUGGCGGCGACGGGGCUGGUUCCGAGACGAGGGGGAACGCGUGCGAGUCCGAGCCACGGUGGCAUCCAGCCGGAGAAAAGUAAACCGGCCCACCCAAAUCAUGCGUAGGUCGCCCUCCUCGAUUUCAACCAGGAGCUGAUUUUUUUAAUCUCCAUCUCAGUGGCACAAAAUGGAUGCUGCGUGGAGCAAUUUCCUCUUCCAGGUAGGCUUGAAUGCUCCCACCCAAAACCAAGUGGAGGGGAGCCUCCAAUCGGAGCUCAUGGCGGUCCACACGAGCUCUCCCCAAACCCCACCCACCGAGCACGUAGCUCAGCCUCCCUCCACCGUGGACACCACCGCUCUCAAAGAGGAGCCCAUGCCCAUUGAGGUCCAAUGCGUUGAGCCGCACCCAGCUACCACUUCAUUAGUGAAGCCGAUGUCCCGACCAGCCCGCGUGCCGCAUAUCUGCGCCAUUUGCAACAAGCAGUUCAAGAACAACUACAACCUACGCCGGCACCAGUCGGUCCACACAGGGCGGCCGGCCAAUCAGAACCCCACGCCAGUGAGGAAGAACCACGCGUGUGAGACGUGCGGGAAAGCCUUCCGCGAUGUUUACCACCUUAACCGCCACCGCCUGUCCCACUCGGACGAGAAGCCCUUUUCCUGUCCGAUCUGCCAGCAGCGAUUCAAGAGGAAGGACCGCAUGAGUCACCAUGUGAGAUCCCACCAGGGUGGCGUGGAGAAACCUUACAUCUGCCCUCACUGCAGCAAGGCUUUCUCAAGGCCUGACCAUCUCAACAGUCACGUGCGACAGGUGCACUCCUCCGAGCGGCCGUUCAAAUGUCCGACGUGCGAGUCCAGUUUUGCCACGAAGGACCGCUUGCGCGCACAUAUGAUCCGCCAUGAAGAAAAGGUCCCGUGCCACAUCUGCGGAAAACUCCUGUCGGCCGCUUACAUCACAGAUCACAUGAGGGUGCACAACCAAUCGCAGCACCAUGUGUGUCACCUGUGCAACCGCAGUUUCACUACUUUGACGUACCUGCGCGUCCAUGCCCAAAAGCACCACGGCCAGGAAUGGAAGGACAGCCCGGGCGGCUUUGGUGGCACGGCGUCCGGCGGCGUCCUGGUCUGCCAUCUUUGCGGCGUCCACUGCAAGACGCCCACCCAGCUCCAAGGCCACAUGGGUACCCACGCCAACAGUCAGGGCGCCCAGAGCCCCGCCUCUUCCGACGCAGUCGCCGGCAGCUCCGUCUCGCUCGCCAACAUGGUGACCGCGCCCACUGUCUACGUGGCCGGCGGCGCCGUGGUUGACCUGCUGGUCACGGACUGCUCCAGCAUCGCCGCACCGCAGUCGCAGAGUUAGCGCUAGACAGCAAUAAUGGCAGUCCUAGCAAAAAAAAAAGUAAGAGGAGGGCACAGUAAGCAAAGUGGUGCGAGGAAGCCAAUCCGUAGAAAUGCAUUUCAAAAUUCAACAUUUCAGCAUAAUUUUAUCUUUUUAACUCAGGACGGCAAUAGACGUCCAAUCAAUUUGAACCGGGAGUCCACACUGAAAAAUAUAACUUUGUAGCGCUACUUAUAGUCGUGAACAAAAAAACACGAGUUUAAACACUACUUAACUGUUACUCAACCGUUAACGCAUUGGCUGCCAAUGACUGUGACAUAAGUCCAAUUCAUUCCUGAUAUUUCCGUCAUGGACCCUGGUCUUUUACUUCUACAGUGCAGUCCAGGUUAGUGAUGGACACCGUAAUACUUGCAUUGUAUCACAAAAGUGAGUACACCCCUCAUUUUCUGCAGAUAUUUAAGUAUGUCUUUUCAUGGGACAACACUGACAAAAUGGCACUUUGACACAAUGAAAAGUAGUCUGUGUGCAGCUUUUAUAAUAGUUAAUUUAUUUUCCCCUCAAAAUAUAGCCAUUAAUAUCUAAACCCCUGGCAACAAAUGUGAGUACACCCCUAUGAAAAAACGCACUUUCCUAAAUGUCCAAGUUGAGUACUGCUUGUCAUUUUCCCUCCAAAAAGUCAUGUGACUCGUUACAGGAGUGCUGUCAGCAUUGCUGCAGAGAUUUAAGAGGUGGGGGGGGGGGGGUCCAUUCCCACCACCAUGCUUAACUGUAGGCAUGACACACUUAUCUUUGUACUCCUUACCUGGUCGCCAACACACAUGCUUGAGACCAUCGGAACCAAACAAAUUAAUCUUCGUCUCAUCAGACCAUAGGACAUGGUUCCAGUAAACCAUGUCCUUUGUUGACAUGUCUUCAGCAAACUGCGGGCUUUCUUGUGUACAGUCUUCAGAAGAGGCUUCCUCCUGGGGUGACAGCUUUGCACACCAAUUUGAUGUUGAGUACGGUGUAUGGUCUGAGCACUAAUUUGCCUGGCACCGCCAGACUAUUCUCCCUGUAAUUUUCAAACACUGUGAGAAAUAGUCUGGGACCCAGCCCAUUAACGGCCUCUCGAACAAGUACAAAAUCAACCGUCCAAUCAGAUUCAUUUGUUUGCGUGACGUGUUCUUAACGAGUAACGUCACUCUUGCGCGCCCAAAGUCGUCUCUACAACAACACAAAUGGCGAACGGGAGAGCCGAGAAUAUGUUCCAAUCCGCGGUAAAACCAGUUUUAAAUUAGCAAAAACACAUCGACACAAGUCAUUGACAACAGUCAACAUGGCUCGCGCUACCCAUGUUGAAUAAACGUCUCCAUUCUCCGCUCACACUAAUUACUUGUCGCUUUAACGUCACGUCUGCCCAUCGCUGAUUGGUCCACUCCGCUGUCUGUUUGCUGUGGCUUGCUCCGCCCUCCGAAUUUGAUCCGCCGGACGGUCGCCAGAAUCAAUCGCUGGAACAGCGGUGAGUCUGGUAUACCAGGCAAAGCACUAAUAGGCUGACCCCCACCACCUCUUCAAUCUCUGCAGCAAUGGUGACGGCCCUCCUGUAAGAGUCACAUGACAUUUUGGAAGGAAAAUGACGAGGAGUACUCAAAUUGGACAUUUAGGGAUGUACGUAGUUCCCAUGCGGUGUACUCACUUUUUGUUGCCAGGGGUUUGGAUAUUAAUGGCUAUAUUUUGAGUUAUUUUGAGGGGGGAAAAUAAAUUUAUAAGCUGCACACCAACUACUUUUCAUUAUGUCAGUGUUGUCCCAUGAAAAGAUAUACUUAAAUAUCUGCAGAAAUGCGAGGUGUGUACUCACUUUUGUGAUACACUGUAAACUGGCAUAAACGGCGACAGACGUCCAAGUCGUUUGAACUGGGAUUCUCCCCGGUAAAAUAAAAUGUUUUAUACUUUGUAGCGCCACUUAUAGUUAUGUGCAGAAACCACAAGUUAAGGACAAUUUAUUGUUUGCUAAAUCCUCAUUAUUAGCUGCCAUUGUCAGACUUUGCAGUUCAAAUGAAUGGACUUUUAUAACAGUCAAUGAUUGAGUUAAACGCUGAGCUGUGCAUUUCAGUGUUUUUAUACAAUAAUUUUCAAUAUUUAGCAAAUAACAUGACAAAAGCAUCCAAUUUUUAAAAAUUGCAACUUAAUGCCCAGAAAUGCUGAUUAUUAACUCUUUCAGUGCCAUUGACGGUGAGAGACGUCCAAUUGUGUGGCUCUUCUUUCUGCGGUGAAUUUAAAGGGGGGUUUCAGUAGUAUACGUCCAUCCCAUUUAAACUGGCAGGUCUUGCAGCUUAUGACCAUUUGUUCAUUCGCUGUCAUUCCUCCCAGUUUAAAUGGAUUGGACGUCUAGCGCAGUCAAUGGCAGCUAAACUAUUACUGCGUCCACGUCUAACAUGCAUAACAUGACUGUUACUACCAGUCAAAAUGGAUUGGAUGACUACCACCGUCAAUAGCAGCCAAUGAGUCAAUCGUAUAUUUUUAAACGGUCCUAUUGUUAAUACACGACUGAUUUUGGCCUCCACUACUCAUUCUGAAUGCUGUGCAGCCAAAAUGAGUGCUUCAAAAAUGAAGACAGAAUCUCGUGAGUCAAUUUAAUUUCAUAAAGCAAAUUCUUCGGGUUUUCAGUGGAAUUCAGUGCUUUGCAUAGCAUGUAGGCCCCCACCGUACGUGGAUAUUCAAAUCCAGCAAAAGUGUUCUCUUUGGGGCAUCUUCUGUAUUCAACUGGCCGCUCUCUCUCCAGCCGCUACCAAUGCCUGCUCUGCUGAACUCACACCAGCGCUGAUCUUACCUCUCUUUUUCUUCUUUGCAGCUCACUGACUUCUAAAAAGCUUUCUGGAGUUCAAAAUGGGAAGGGACGUGACUUUUCUAGCAUGUCAGCUUGUUUGCUUACAGAUUGAUUAGUAAACAAAAACAGUUACACUAAGAUUAGGAAGAAGCGUUUUUGGCAUCAUAGGAGGUACUUCUCGGUUAAAGGUACAGAGAGCGCCAGAGAGUUUUAAGCACCAUAAAGGGACAGGCAACACCUUUAUCAUGCGUGUCAUUGAGGAAAGAAUAUUAGUUGAUAAAUUGAAAACGACAGAAUUUCUGACUGGUAACAGCAGACAAUGUGAUUAAUCAGAUAAUUAAAAAGUAGUAUUUGGCACACUUUUAUAAAAGAUAGUGCUGACCAAAGACUACUCACGAUUAAUCGCGUUGUCAUACACGAUCCGAUAAUGAAUGCAAAAGUAGUAUUCGGCACGCUUUUGUACAAGACAGGGAUGGGCAAUCGUUCUACAUUGUAAUCAUAUGUGAAUAAUUGCGAUUAAUCAUAUUGUCAUACACAAUCCGAUAAUUCAAAAAUGUAGUUUAGCACACUUUUAUUAUAAAAGGUAGUGCUGGGAAAUGAUUACAUAUUUUAAACGUGAUUAAUCGCAAUGUCAUACGAAAUUGACACAGGUAGUCCCCUUGUUACGAACGAGUUCCGUUCCUACGCUGGUGGCGUGACCUGGAUUUCUGCGUGAAUCGGAAUUAACCCUUUUAGUAUGCCUAAAUACCCCCUAAAUAUCAAAAUAACUAUCCAAAAACAUGUAUUAUACGUCAUUGUGCUGUCCUCGCCAAAACGUUAGAGCCAAAUCCCAGCUAGACAGCGAGCUAAACUGUAAUCGUUCCACUCGCUCUCUCUUUCGGCUGCGCUACUUUUUCGUGGGGGCAAAUGCGCUUUUCUUUGUUUGCGCAAAUACGUUCGUGUGUACAACCACUCUUACUCGCGGUAGUACUGCCUGCUCUACCCUUUCUAUGCCAAAAUAAAAACAUUUCGCCAAUUGGCAGAAAAGUGAUACAGUGGUACCUCUACAUACGAUCGCUUCGACACACGAACUUUUCGACAUCCGACGUAAAAUUUGACUCGCCAUUUGUUUCUACAUCCGACGACAUGCUCGAAAUACGACGACAACGGCAGCACCGCAGACGAAUGCACGGCGGAUUUUCUUGUGUGACAAAUCAACACAGGUUUCAGAAAAGGUUGGUACAGGUGGUGAAACAAGGAAAAAGUUGAUGCUUACCUUCUAAAUGAAGAUGCAAAUGACAGAAAAAUAUGAGCGUGGGGUGGGCAUCCGUGAAAUGGCUCAACAAUACAUCUCCACGGUCCUCCUACGACCAUCGUUCGCCAGUCUUUAUAAGUUAAGCUGACAAUUCUUAUUGUGGUAACAUCUCCAAAGAAAUCGCCAGCUUCGCCACGUUUUCAUCAUUUCUUUCACAACUUAUUCAACACAAAAUGCCUGCUGUCUGCCGCAAUUGACGGUGUUCUAAAGAGAACAUUCAAAGUGAAAGUGAAACUCAAGCUCACCGGUCCAGGCACGUCAGCCCCGCGGUGCGUUCAGGUACACAAAAAAACGUCCGCCUUAUUAGAACCCGAUUCGUUACACUAUUACAGGAAUUGUUAUUAUUCUUUUUAUUAUAUUAUUCCAAUUUUGAUUUAUAAUUUAUUUGUUUUGCUACGUGUAAUUGCCAUUUGUAAUAGCACCAGCAGUAUUUUUUAAGGAUUUAGUGCAGGUUUUUGGGCUGUGGAACGAAUUAAUGGAAUUAUAAUGUAUUCCUAUGGGAAAAUCCUGCUCGACAUACGACCAUUUCGACUUACAAACAAGGUCCUGGAACGGAUUAACUUCGUAUGUAGAGGUACCACUGUAUUAAUAAAAUAAAUUUUAAAAAAAAGAUUUUACGCGACUUUAAAAAAAAAAACUAGAGAAAAUGGCGGAGGAGACUCCGGUGUUCUAAAGUCGAAAUCAUUUAAGUCGAGCACGUUGUAACCCAGGGUCAAAAGUAGCAUUUAGCGAACUUUUAUUUUAAAUGUGCUAACUUAUUUAGGAAAUAUUCAUUCGUAUUAGCUCAAUGAGUUAAUGCACAGUUAAAAUAAGUAACCGUAAUUACCCCACCCCUUUCCAUUAUCAGGAGUCGAAGAAAUGCUCCAUUUGCAUAGUUAAACACUUUAAGCUUGCGUCCGUCACAUAAUUAUUUUUAGUUGGUGUUGUCAGUCCCUUUAACUUGUGGUUUAACUCAUUAGCUGCCAUUGACGGAGGUAAAUCGAUGGGAACUGAGAGGGCAGGCAACGAAUGAGAUGACUCAUAGGUCACCUAAUUGUGUUCAAUUGACGGCGGUCGACGUCCAAUCCAUGCUAACUGGGAGUGAAAGUUUCAGAGGUGUGAGUUUCUUCAUAAAUCGUGAAAAAUAUAAAAACUCCCAAUGCACCUAGGUGUCGUCAGUGCCAUUGACGGUGACUCCCGGUCGAAAUGGGUUGGAUGGCACUCACCGUCAAUGGCUGCUGAUGAGUUAAUGUUGAUUUGGGAGGUUUUACAGUGGAAUGGGUUUCUUACGCUAAAGUCUUCCUCUCUGAAUCUGAAAAAAAGAGACUGAAUCAACACUUGAGCUUUCGACACCGCAACUCUUGCACCUCAAUGAAAAAAAAAAAAAACUACCUUUUGCAUGAACGCAAGCUAACUCGGCUUCUCACCCCGAAAUGAACUUUUGAGUGCUUUCACUAAGGUUGUAAACAAUAAUACCAACAUGUUUUGUUUAAAAAAAAAAAAAAAAAAACUUUGUCCGCCAUUUUAUUUGAUUGUAACAUUAUUGCCAUAGUCUUUUUUUUUUUUUUUUUUUUUUUUUUUUAAUUUUCUCUACCUGCCAGUCCAAUGAGUAAACAUUAGACAUUAGAUUUAGUGUGUAUAGCACCUAACAUAUUAAUCUUUUAUUUGGAUGGAUCUCACUGGUUGCAACGUUUCAGAUUUUGAGUGAUUAUGUUUGUAAUGGUCACAUUUCUUUUGUGUUGAAAAUGUGUUCUUCCUUCCUUCGUGUUGAGAAAAUGUCAUUUACUUAACAUUAUUUGAUUUUACUUCCAUUUACACUAAGAAAAAAAAUACCUCUAGAAAUCUGUACGGCUCAUCUAAUGCCUUAUCAUAACCGACUGCAUUUUCAUUCUUUUAUGAUGAUCAGAUCUUAGUCAUGGGAUUCAUUCAGAAUAUUAAUGGGAUGUAUUUAUAUUUAUAUUUUUAUAUUUCUCAACAGUAUGCAUGUCUAAAAGGUUAGCGCAAAAAGAGAAGAAAACAUACAAAAACCUUGAUGCUUAUUACAGUCAUGAAUAUUAGGUUAUUUUGUAGAUGGAGUAGAGCUCAUGUUAUGAUUUUGUAAUUUGGACAAUUUCAAGUAAAAUCGGGAAACAUA